Molecule: messenger RNA, 3429 nt
Organism: Penicillium antarcticum
Lineage: Eukaryota; Fungi; Ascomycota; Eurotiomycetes; Eurotiales; Aspergillaceae
Product: CDC5/polo family serine/threonine-protein kinase
Exons: 2
Coding region: 1-3429 (1142 amino acids)
Biological process (GO): protein phosphorylation; mitotic cell cycle; regulation of protein localization to mitotic spindle pole body
Cellular component (GO): nucleus; spindle pole body; spindle pole
Molecular function (GO): protein binding; protein kinase activity; ATP binding
Source: RefSeq, a predicted model, not a curated record
AUGGAGGCCCUUUCGCCACGCACUACGAACCAGAUGAUAAAGCCCAAACUGGCUAUGGAUCGUAAGGCUUUCGACAAGAAUACUGCGCCGCCAAGCGUGCAACCAAAAUCCUCAUCAGCCAAGAACCACGCCGAACCGCCGCCGUCAAUAGUUUCAGAGCCGGAAGAUGGCGGGGAGCGAUACUCGAUAGGCGCAUUUCUAGGGAAGGGUGGAUUUGCAGUUUGCUAUGAAGGUGCAUUGGCGCGCAACGGUCGCGUGUAUGCCAUGAAGGUGGUAAAAUCACAGAUGCCACAGAAAAAGAUGGAGGAAAAGUUUCGGACAGAACUCCAAAUUCACUCCAAAAUGCGACACCCGUUCGUCGUUCAGUUUUACCGCGCAUUCGCUUUUGAAUCUAGCACAUACGUCGUUCUAGAGCUAUGUCCAAACGGAUCGGUGAUGGAUAUGGUACGGAAACGUCGAUGUCUCAGCUUACCCGAAGUGCGACGAUUCAUGAUUCAGCUCUGUGCAGCAGUCAAAUAUCUUCACAAGCGAUUUGUCGCACACCGCGACUUGAAAAUGGGAAACCUGUUCCUAGAUCACAACAUGAACAUCAAAGUUGGAGAUUUCGGACUUGCAGCGAUGAUUCUCUCAGACAAGGAUGCAAAGCGACGAAACACGCUAUGUGGAACCCCCAACUACAUCGCUCCUGAGGUUCUUGAUAAGAGCAAAGGGGGCCAUACACAAAAAGUGGACAUUUGGUCAUUGGGGGUUAUUUGCUUCGCCAUGCUCACUGGAUACCCGCCUUUCCAAUCAAAAACCCAAGAAGAAAUUUACAAAAAGGUCCGAAACUUGAGCUAUGCUUGGCCCAAGGAAUCAGACACCAACAAUUUCAUUCCGGAAGAAGCAAAGGAUCUCGUGACUAGCUGCUUGAAUCUAGUUGACGAGGAACGACCAGACCCGGAUGAUAUUGUUGAGCACCCAUUCUUCACCAUGUACGAUGGCUGUAUUCCCCGCCAAUUGGAUGCAGGUUGCCGUUACAACAAGCCACUAUGGCUCAAGGAUGCUUCCCCACGGGGUGAUUGUAUGGUGGGUGGCUAUGGCUUGGAUUCUGACGAAAAGCUUCGCGCCUACGUGUAUCAAGUGGACGACCCCAGCCAGCGGUAUCAUUCCUGCAAGGCUGCCUUCUAUUCCCUCUGCGGAGUUGGAAAAAAGCCCGAUGGAUCGGCUCGAAAGUCUGUGGGGAGGAACUGCUCCAAAUCAGCCUAUGCUGAGUGCGAUGCAGAGGACCAGAGAGGUUUGCGUCCAGUUAUUCCGCUGACCCCUGACUAUGUUUACCGAUGGCCACACGAUCUCGAUGGAGAUUGGUGCCUGUUGGAAACUUCUCGCAAGGUCCGCAGCGAAGAGUCAAUGCUUGACAGCAGCACUCUUUCAAGGCGCAGUGUUGCAGCUCGGCCUAACCCCGUAGCAGCUUCGCGAACCAACGCUGCUCUGCUUGCUGCUCAACAAAGACGUAUGGAGGGCCAGAGUCACGCUGCGACCCUUCGUCAACAAGCUCGUGUGCCUCCUUUGUCACCUAGAAAGGGACCCGGGAUUAGCGAACCUCCGGCCUCAUCCAGACCAUACCGCGAUGCUCCAGAGCCAGAUCCGAAGCUGCCUUUGGCCCCUGGAAUACCCGCCGGUGGUCUAGCGGAACGUCCCAUCCGCACGCGAAGAAUGGCAUCUGCAUCUCAAGCAACGACUCUGCGUAGCAAGGAAAGAGAUGUUGUUCCUCAAUUAACCAAGUCAACAAGCAUGCCAUCUGGCUUGACUGUAGGCAAAACGCGUUCUCAGUCUCGCAGAUUGGCAGCCGCUGACCAGGAGUUGCCGCAGGCUUCCAUCCCAACGAGAGAACGGCAACCAUCUACAAUCCCCGAGGAACGCAAAGUGCCCACCCGGCAGACAUCCCUACGAUCAUCUUCAAGGAUGGAGCCGAAGACUAUUGCGGAGAGAAAUGAGCGUCAAAGGGCCAGCCCUGUCGAGGAAGGUGUACGAUCGUUGUCUAUCCAGUCCAAGUCUUCGUCUGCGUGUACUGGACUAGCCCGAUCCGACUCCAAUGGAAUAAGUCGGUCUAACAGUAAGACCGCCGGUAGGGCCCGCUCCAGUCUAGGAUUGAGCCCCCUUUUCCACACUGAAGACCUUUGCGAGCUUCUUCCUAGGACUUCGUUGACCGAAGUCAACACUGACCUUCGCCUGUUGCUGUCCAACUUGAUCAAUCAUGCACCUAGUCGUCGACGCGGCGGAGCAAGGAAGCAGCCUCACGCCUACGUUAUUAAAUGGGUUGACUACACAAAUCGCUAUGGCAUCGGGUAUGUCUUGGAUGAUGGAAGUGUUGGAUGUGCCUUCAAGGGAGAGAAUGGACAACCAGCAACGAGUGUCGUGGUCCGAGACGGGGAGAGACAUAUUCGUCGCAAGGCGCGAAGUGUCGACGACGGCGAAAUGAAACCACUGUUUUACUCCGAAUCGGAUCAGCUCGUUCCUCGCAACGGACGUGCGGUUGAGUUCUACGAAAACAGGGACGAUGACUUGUUAGGGUGCCGCGGCAUCCGGCGAGCAAUGAUCUCUCCGUCGCUUUUCGACAAGAGCUCAAAGGCGAUGCGAACUCGCACCCAGUCAGGUACUGAUUCCGAACGAGCCGAUGCCGAGAAAGUCAAGCGUAUGAAGCUAGUGGACCAAUUCGGCAAAUACAUGAUUGGGGCCCUCGGUCGCCAUGGCGACGAAGGUAUCAUGGACGACGACAUCCCCCAACAGAACAGCGGCCAGUUCAUCAAGUUCUAUCAGCGCCUCGGCAAUGUUGGAAUCUGGGGCUUCGGAGACGGCGCCUUCCAGUUCAACUUCCCCGACCACACCAAGCUUGUCAUCUCGCCUGGCCGCACCCGCAGCUCAUCUCCUUGGAUCGACUUCUACCAUCUCUCGCCAUCGGCCGCUCGCUACUUCGCCGCCAAGGGCAAGAUGCACCCGAACGGAUUUGAUACACGAGCCGUCGCCUCAGACGAAGCUGCCACAUUCCUCAGCAUCGCCAACGGCGACUCGGUGAACUCGAUAGAAGACCGGAUCCGCGAUAUCUUAGACGCCAACGCCUUCAUCCAGAAAAUUGCUUUCAUCAAAGAUACCAUUAAAGUCUGGAUCAAGAAUGGUCGUCUUGGUGGUCGGCCAUCCUCUGCUGACAUGGCUUCCGCGGAUCCAUCCACACCUACGGAAAUGUUCUGGCAGGGGACCCAAGAACGAUCGCAGCCCAAUACUCCCGGCACGAAGUUCGUCUGGGUAACAGUUGGAGCCCCGGACGGCGAUGGCCAAUACCAGUCCAUGAUGCUGAAAGAUAGUGAUCGAGAGCGUAUGGCUAAGCGUGCUAGCACGGAUUAUGAGAAAGAGAUGGACGCAUUGAAAGAUCGGCUUCGAGCUCUUAAUCGUUGA